UAUAUUGGGAAUAAUUGCUUUUUUGGGGGGAUUAGUUGUUGGAAAUGGUUGGGUCGCAGAAAAGACCUUUCAAAUCAUCAAUAUCGGAAUUGAAGCUACGUCGGAUGACAGAACUAAAUAGCCGGCUAAAAGAGGAUUUGGAGCGUCCAAGGAUUUUAGUUAGUGAGGCUUGCCAAUCACUUAUUCUUUUUGCUACUACUACUAAGGAUCCUAUGUUGCCUUCUGCUUGGCCUCAAAAUGACCGGUUUCCUGGAGCUUUCUCUACUAAAACUUCCCCUUCUUGCUGUAUUUUAAUGUAA
Messenger RNA from Pneumocystis carinii B80, 299 nucleotides. RefSeq lists its product as hypothetical. Bases 45 to 299 code for a protein of 84 amino acids. NCBI's taxonomy places the organism in Eukaryota, Fungi, Ascomycota, Pneumocystomycetes, Pneumocystales, Pneumocystaceae. Gene Ontology annotation, biological process: G protein-coupled receptor signaling pathway. The record is from RefSeq and is a predicted model, not a curated record. Gene Ontology annotation, molecular function: G-protein beta-subunit binding. Gene Ontology annotation, cellular component: heterotrimeric G-protein complex. The transcript is spliced from 2 exons.